AGGAGUAGUCUUCCCCUGGAAAGCGAAACCCUGGAAGUACAGUCUGAAAAGCAAGUGGAAUUCUCAGCUGAAACAGCUAAUUCUGAGUCAGGCAGUCCCGAGCGCAGGCUGGGCUGCCAAGGAACCCAGGAGCUGGACGGCUCAUCCCAGUGGUUGACUGACCAGAAUGAGGCCGGUUCGCAGCAUGCACUGGAACAGGACACAGGCACUACAACCGCAACUGAAACUAUUGGGACGAGAGGCAAAGACCAAGAGCGAAUUAAAAUGCAGACCAGUCCUCCACGACAACACCACAUGCUGCACACACAGGUAGAGUUGGAGACUACAUCAGACAAAAUGACAGGCAGCAAUCCAGUGUCACCAGCCUCUUCAGGCUCACCUGCCUCAAGUGGGAGCAUCUCACCAUCACAUCUCACUCACGAUUCCUCUUUGGACAGUCACCUAAGUUUUGAUGGUCCCAAGUUGCAGAACAGAGCCCUGGUAUCAUCAGGGAUGUAUAUCUCCCCUGAUCCUGCGAGCAUGUGGGACAAGACACAUGCAGAGAUUGCUGAGCAGGCAAAACAUGAAGCAGAAAUUGAGAAUCGCAUUGCAGAAAUGAAGAAGGAAGGAUUCUGGUCUUUGAAAAGGCUUUCAAAGGUGCCUGAGCCGAUUCGGCCCAAAGUGCACUGGGAUUAUCUUUGUGAGGAAAUGCAGUGGCUCUCUGCUGACUUCGCUCAAGAACGUCGUUGGAAGAGGGGUGUUGCCAGGAAGGUUGUGCGCAUGGUGAUCAGGCACCACGAGGAACAGAAGCAGAAAGAAGAACGAGCCAAACGUGAGGAGCAAGCCAAGUUGCGCCGCAUUGCUUCUUCCAUCGCCAAAGAGGUCAAGCAGUUCUGGAGCAACGUUGAGAAGGUUGUGCAAUUCAAGCAGCAGUCACGUCUUGAGGAAAAACGGAAAAAAGCACUGGAUCUGCAGCUGGAUUUUAUAGUGGGCCAGACAGAAAAAUAUUCCGACUUGAAUGGGGACUUCGGCAUUUUUGAUCUGAUCAACUUGGAAGGCUCUGUGUCCCGUUAUGAAACAGACACAUUCCUGAUGUUACAGCCCAUGCCCAAGCCAGAAAACAGAACAGUAGUUCUGGUGAACAGCCCUCGACCCACAACCCCUCUACAGAGACCGAUAACUCCUGUGCUUUCGGAACCACUGACACCUGCUAUAGUUCCUGUACCACACACAGGCCCAGUAUUGCCAGGGCCUUUACAGCCCACCACGCUCCCUGCCUCAGUGUCUCUCCCUGUGUCUAUCCCGAUGCCUCCUUCACCUGUGACCAUGUCAGUACCAGUGCCGCCUCCUACCAAACCACAGACCCCAACUGUAGUGCCUACUUUGAGCCAGAACAACCCAGCUGCUACUCUGCUGCAGAGCCAGGCCUCUGUUCCUCAGGUGGGGCAGCAGCCUCCACCGACCAACACUUUGGGCCCAGGACCUGCAGGGACUACUGCUCAACAAUCCACCAGCUCCAUUGGGGGCAUGGUGAAGCCCAUGAACAUUCAUUCUGCUAUACAUACCUUGCCUGGAUACAACUUUGCAGCAGCAGCUGGAGGUGUGCAGCAAAGGCUUUUGCUGUCCCCGGAUAUGCAGGCACGAUUGCCUUCAGGUGAAGUGGUCAGCAUUGGGCAACUUGCCUCGUUGGCUAAUCGGCCACUCCAAGGUGCCCCAGGCAGUAAACCCCUCACAUUCCAGAUCCAAGGCAACAAGCUUACCUUGAUGGGUACCCAAGUUCGCCAGGUCACUAUGCCUCAGCCAGCCCAACAGCUGCCAAAAGAGAUCACAGACAUUGCAGCAGCAGCCGAGAGCCUGCAGCCAAAAGGCUAUACCUUGGCAACCACACAGGUUAAGACACCAAUCCCCUAUUUGUUGCGUGGAACGCUGCGAGAAUACCAGCAUAUUGGUCUCGAUUGGCUGGUUACUAUGUAUGAAAAGAAGCUCAACGGUAUCCUGGCUGAUGAGAUGGGUCUUGGUAAAACCAUCCAGACAAUUUCCUUGCUGGCGCAUCUGGCCUGUGAAAAAGGCAGUUGGGGUCCUCAUUUGAUCAUUGUUCCUACCAGUGUGAUGCUCAACUGGGAGAUGGAAAUCAAGCGCUGGUGUCCCAGUUUCAAGAUUUUAACAUAUUAUGGGGCACAGAAGGAGCGUAAGCUGAAGCGACAGGGUUGGACCAAGCCCAAUGCCUUCCAUAUCUGCAUCACCUCCUACAAGUUGGUGUUGCAGGAUCACCAGGCCUUUCGACGCAAGAAUUGGAAAUAUCUGAUCUUGGAUGAGGCUCAGAACAUCAAGAACUUCAAAUCCCAACGCUGGCAAUCUUUGCUCAACUUCAACAGCCAGAGGCGGCUACUGCUGACUGGGACACCUCUCCAGAACAGCUUAAUGGAGUUGUGGUCCCUCAUGCACUUUCUGAUGCCACACGUCUUCCAGUCACACCGUGAAUUCAAGGAGUGGUUUUCUAACCCCCUGACAGGAAUGAUCGAAGGCAGCCAGGAGUACAAUGAGAAUUUAGUCAAAAGACUGCACAAGGUGUUGCGUCCCUUCCUCUUGCGAAGGGUAAAAGUAGAUGUAGAGAAGCAAAUGCCAAAGAAAUAUGAGCAUGUCAUCAAGUGCCGUCUUUCCAAGCGCCAACGUUAUCUUUAUGAUGACUUCAUGGCCCAGGCUACCACCAAGGAGACGUUGGCUACAGGGCAUUUCAUGAGUGUCAUCAACAUCUUGAUGCAACUCCGCAAAGUCUGCAAUCACCCCAAUCUUUUUGACCC
Messenger RNA from Thamnophis sirtalis, 2780 nucleotides. The record is from RefSeq and is a predicted model, not a curated record. Lineage: Eukaryota; Metazoa; Chordata; Lepidosauria; Squamata; Natricidae.